Molecule: messenger RNA, 705 nt
Organism: Anguilla rostrata (American eel)
Lineage: Eukaryota; Metazoa; Chordata; Actinopteri; Anguilliformes; Anguillidae
Product: interferon alpha-inducible protein 27-like protein 2
Exons: 5
Coding region: 226-507 (93 amino acids)
Biological process (GO): apoptotic signaling pathway
Cellular component (GO): mitochondrion; membrane
Source: RefSeq, a predicted model, not a curated record
UGUGAGUGUGUACCAGUGUGUGUCUGUAUUUGCUGCCUGUGGAACAGCAGAGGGAGAGCUUGGGGAAAUCAGUCAGUUUCACUUUCCUUUCUCUGUAAAAGCAGCCUCUAGCCUCUCCCAGCCUGAGUUAUUGGACUAUAUAAAGGACCAUCAGCUUGCACUUUCCACCUCACACACCAAGCUACUGUCCUCCACAGAGCUCAGACCAACACCCUUCUCAGCACCAUGGGUCUUCUUGGAUUAGCACUUGGCGCCGCACUUGGCGCUGGUACGGCCACCGUUGCGAUUCCAGCGGUUGUAGGACUAGCGGGCUUCACAGCUGCCGGUGUUGCGGCCGGAUCCAUCGCCUCCUCCAUGAUGUCAGCAGCGGCGGUAGCCAAUGGGGGCGCAGUGGCUACUGGAUCUGCAGUGGCUGUUCUACAGUCAAUAGGGGCAGCAGGACUCUCUACUGCAGCCUCUGCAGCACUGUCCAGUGCCGGGGCGGCUAUCGGAGCCAUCCUGAUCUAACCCUCGGCCUGCCAUCCCCUGGAUCCAUCCCUGAGGUGGACUCACCAGACCAGCCCAGCGUACCCUUUGAACCCCAACUAAUAAUAUUUAGGAAAAUGUGUGCAGUUAACACAAAGAGAAACCAAAACAACCUUCAUAAAGCAGUUAGUUGAAAUGAGUGUAAUGUUGUUCUGUUUAAAUAAAUAAUUAAUUCACUAA